GUUGGCCGCAGGACUGCGUUGAGAGCGGUGGCUGCACUUCCUACCUCUCGACCAAUACACACGGCGCUUGGUGUGAGACGUGAUGUCGAGCUUAGAAUUUACUAACGAGUCACUGACAUGGAGACAGACUCCAAGUUACCUUGUGAACGCUUCUAAGGAAGCUGCAGAGUUAUUAGAGCAGCUCACCGCUGAGCUUUACCCUGCCACGACACGAUGUGUCUUCACCACCUGCUUCUGUAUCCUCUUCAUCGUGGGCUUGACUGGUAACGUGCUCGUGCUGGCCGUCGUGUGUCGAGACAAAGAACUGUCACGAUCUUCCACUGGUGCUUUCAUCACGAACUUAGCGCUGGCAGACCUGCUGGUUCUGGCAAUUUGUUUACCGACGUCUGUAGCAGAACUGCAGUCUCCACCCUUGUUUUGGGUUCUGCCAUCGUCGCUCUGCAAGGCCGUGCCGUUCAUAGAGUCGUUGAUGCAACACGCAUCCGUGCUCACCAUCUUCGCCAUCGCCCUGGAGCGCCACCACGCCAUCUGUAGGCCGCUAUCAGCUGCCCGAGCCUGCACCCGACGCCGCGCUGCCGCCACCUGCUGCAUCGUCUGGGUUCUGGCCAUCAUCGUCACCAGGAGGCGUUAUUAUAAGUCAGCACGUGUGCCUCAACGACGUCGAGGCGCACUGGAAGAGGGUGAGGCAGGAGGCGUUAUUAUAAGUCAGCACGUGUGCCUCAACGACGUCGAGGCGCACUGGAAGAGGCUAUACGUGCUGAGCUGCCACACGCUGCUAUUCUUCCUGCCGCUGGCUGUGCUUCUCGUGAUCUUCAGACGCAUUGCGCGGAGACUCCUUAUCGAAGACGCAACUCUGCGCAACCUCGACGACCGUCACCCCAACCUCCGCAACCCCAACCUGGCCCAACGCAAACAGGUGGUUGUGAUGCUGGCGACGGUGGUGGUGUUUUUCUUCAUAUGCCUUUUGCCGUACCACGUGCUCAGCUUGUGGACGCUGCUGGCACAAACCAAAAUACCGUACGAGGUUUAUUUCAACCUGGAGUUUCUAGUACGCCUUCUCGUUUACCUGAACUCGUCCGUGAACCCGGUUCUCUACAACCUCACAUCUACAAGGUUUCGAACCUCCCUCCGCCACACUCUGCGCGGUUACCGUUCAGGCCGAUCGACCUCGCGAAGUUCUUCCUUUCGGCCAACGGAAGUGGCGCUCUCGGUCUCCCCGUCACCUGCUUUAUUAAGGAAGAGCUUGCGAGGCAAAUCUGAUCAUCAAAUAAUAUAUAAAUUUGAAAGAAAAUAUCGCUCGGUAUCGGUCAGUUCGACACUCAACCUACGGAGCUCUAAUCAUUUCAAGUCUCUAGCAUCCAAUUCAACUCGUGAUAUUGCGAGUACAAGCAACAGUCACAAUUUCGUUUCUCCUCAAAAUAUGCACUUGAAUGGACCUGCAAAUAACCAGAAUGUUCCCCUUAUUUCUUUUUCUUCGGCAUCCACGGAUUCAGAGGAAUCGUCUACACAUCAACGCCGUAAUGCGUCUAGCCGAGAGUACCAAGCGCUCAACUCAGCCUCUUCCUCUGAUAAUAAUUGUGUUUCUAUGGAUGAACUUUCAAUUCCGGAGCGCCGGCCUGAGCGUGCACAUAAUAGUGCUAUUGAAGAACAAAUUGGUUUGUUAUCCACUUCUUUGUUGAACGAUGAAUCAUCCUAUCAAAACUUUGCAUUAGAUGAGGAGUCUAACGGUAGUUGCGUGAAGAGUGACGUUCAACAUGAAUCUCCGCAGAUAUCAGCAAAACAAAACAGAAUCGUCAUAAAAAAUUCUCCAUUCUACAGGAAAAAAGUUAGGCUUAAUUCAGAAAAAAGCACCACGAGCAGAUUUUUCUUGGGCAGAAGUACAUCUCUUCAAAAAAAUGCAUGGCAAUGCAGCUACAUUGGCUCCAGAGAGGUAAAUCUGCCCCAUCCCCCGUGGGGCUUGCGACUCCCGAGCAAGAGCUUGAACCUUCGAUACGACACUCGCUCUCUCAGCCGAUCUAACAACAUGGAGAGCCAUGUUUGAAACUUUUUUCUAUUUAGCUCAAUAUCGAUAAUUAGGUAGACAAAUUUUAUUCGUUGUGACUUUACUACAGCUUUGUGUGUUUAGAUUUUAAACUUGAUAGCUAUGUCCCCUAUAUGUAUGGGGUUGAAUGAAUGAAUUCAUUGAUAUAACCAACGAAUGUGUGAAGCACAUAAGAUUGCGGAGUUUUCGUGAACAACGAAUUAAUCUACGUGUAAAUAUUUCUUGCCGUUUGUCCUACGAAUUUAUCCAUUAUUAGAGUGUUUUUAGAUUUGUGUCUCGGAGCCUAGGCGUAAACUAUAAAUUUCUAGAUUAUUUGUAGGUUUUAACUAGUUCCAUCGUGCUGUGAUUAUUCGAGAACCUCUUUGAAAAGAAAAUUUUAUUCUUUUCUGUGUUAGUGUGAAGUUCUUUAUAGGAGAACUGAAAACUGCCCAUCAACUGAAAUGAUCGCUGCAGAUCGGUAAUAUUAUGUGCAUAGGCUUAACUUGACUUCCUGCCUUAAAAAGACCAACGCUUUUCAAGUUAUGGAUGCAUGUAUUUUACGAAAGAUUUGUUUGCAACUAAAUAGGAGUAGCUUCCGUCAGCACUGCUUGAAAAAUGACUGUGAGUUAUUUACACAUGUGAAAAUAAUCAUUUUUUAUAAUUACAUAACAUAAUUAAUAAUUUUCUCUCUGCGUCGUUUCCAAGAUGGCGCUUUUCUCUUGUUUGCGUAACAGUAUGUUAUAUUUGAAAUUAGAAUUCCGUCGCAAUUUGCUUUGCUAAAUCACCAACUCGAGGAGCGGUAGUUAUUAAAAUCCUUAUUUUCUUUGUGUAUUACCUGUUAGCUUUA
This is a messenger RNA of Hyalella azteca, 2867 nucleotides long. RefSeq lists its product as uncharacterized. The transcript has 8 exons. Bases 83 to 2041 code for a protein of 652 amino acids. Gene Ontology annotation, molecular function: G protein-coupled receptor activity. Gene Ontology annotation, biological process: G protein-coupled receptor signaling pathway. Gene Ontology annotation, cellular component: plasma membrane. NCBI's taxonomy places the organism in Eukaryota, Metazoa, Arthropoda, Malacostraca, Amphipoda, Hyalellidae. The record is from RefSeq and is a predicted model, not a curated record.